Messenger RNA from Marasmius oreades (fairy-ring Marasmius), 1641 nucleotides. RefSeq names its product MAPK protein hog1, variant 2 (gene HOG1). Gene Ontology annotation, biological process: cellular response to oxidative stress; osmosensory signaling pathway; protein phosphorylation. Gene Ontology annotation, cellular component: cytoplasm; nucleus. Gene Ontology annotation, molecular function: MAP kinase activity; ATP binding. The record is from RefSeq and is a predicted model, not a curated record. The coding region runs from base 309 to 1283 and encodes 324 amino acids. Lineage: Eukaryota; Fungi; Basidiomycota; Agaricomycetes; Agaricales; Marasmiaceae. The transcript has 12 exons.
UGGCAUUGUUCCUGUUCCCUCAUUGUCAAUCAUUUCUCUUCUGGCCACCAUCUCUCACACUUGUUCAGAGGCUUUCAAGACUAAACAUUCAUGUCCUUCGUCAAACUCUCCAUAUUUGGCACCUCCUUCGAGGUAACCACACGAUAUGUCGACCUGCAACCUGUUGGCAUGGGCGCAUUUGGACUCGUUUGGUGUGUACAUCUGCGAAACGACUUUCGUCAGGAGAUCAGACCGAUUAUGGGCGACCUUUAUUCUCUAGUUCUGCCAAAGAUCAGCUCACUGGGUCAUCAGUCGCCAUCAAGAAGAUCAUGAAGCCGUUUAGCACGCCAGUAUUGAGUAAAAGGACUUAUCGAGAACUCAAAUUAUUGAAGCAUAUCCAACACGAGAACAUCAUCAGCCUCAGCGAUGUCUUCAUCUCACCCCUCGAAGAUUUAUACUUCGUCACAGAGCUUCUUGGAACCGAUCUACAUCGAUUGCUCACAUCGCGGCCUUUGGAAAAGCAAUUCAUUCAGUAUUUCUUGUACCAAAUACUGCGUGGUUUGAAAUAUGUUCACUCUGCCGGAGUCGUACAUCGAGACCUUAAACCCAGCAACAUUCUCGUGAACGAAAACUGUGACCUAAAGAUCUGUGACUUUGGACUCGCCCGAAUACAAGACCCUCAAAUGACAGGCUACGUCUCCACGCGGUACUACCGAGCCCCAGAAAUCAUGCUCACUUGGCAGAAGUACGACGUAGCAGUGGAUAUCUGGAGCACUGGGUGCAUAUUUGCCGAAAUGUUAGAGGGCAAGCCUCUGUUCCCAGGCAAAGACCAUGUGAACCAGUUCUCUAUCAUCACAGAGUUACUAGGUACUCCGCCUGAUGACGUGAUUGAAACGAUUGCGAGCGAAAACACCCUGCGUUUCGUUAAGAGUUUACCAAAGAGGGAACGGCAGCCAUUUAGUCAGAAACUGAGAACAACAGACCCUGAUGCUUUGGACCUCCUCGAAAAGAUGCUCGUCUUUGACCCACGAAAACGGAUAGAUGCCACCAAAUCACUCGAGCAUGAAUAUGUUGUGCCUUACCAUGACCCCACAGACGAACCGGAGGCGUCGGAAAAGUUCGAUUGGAGUUUCAACGAUGCGGAUUUACCUGUCGACACGUGGAAAGUAAUGAUGUACAGUGAAAUCUUAGAUUUCCACCAAGUCUCCGAUACCACGAAUGGAGCGGGUACGGGAGUACCAGAAGGCGCGCUCGCUGCCCCGGAAGAAACCGCAGGUGCCACAGCCGUAAAAACCGAGGCUUGAGCAGCGAUGGCGACUAUCGAAGGAAAGAAAGCAAAGAAGAAAAUCUAUGCGAUAUUGUUACUUUUCUUACGCCCGCACCCAGCCAUUUAACUCCCCCCCUCUUGGGAUUUGGAUCUCUCGAGAUGGCCUGUAGUCCUAGAUUCCUUUGCUAAUUACCGCUACCCCUUGAAGGUUUCUUUCAUGCAAUACACGAACUUUCUUUUGUUUUAUGUACAGUUUGGCCAAGUGCUCUAAUUCUACUUAUCUUUCAUCUUGUUCCCCAAAUAGUUGUACUGGCCAAUACAGAGGUUAUUCGAUGUAAUACACGCAUAUCGAAUUGUUACCAAAAUUCAUAACCUACUAGAAGAAUAUAUGCUAG